This is a messenger RNA of Vigna radiata var. radiata (mung bean), 495 nucleotides long. RefSeq lists its product as uncharacterized. The transcript has a single exon. The record is from RefSeq and is a predicted model, not a curated record. Lineage: Eukaryota; Viridiplantae; Streptophyta; Magnoliopsida; Fabales; Fabaceae. The coding region runs from base 1 to 495 and encodes 164 amino acids.
AUGAAGACAUCCAUGGGUUUAUCACCUUUUCAGUUGGUGUAUGGAAAAGCAUGUUAUCUGCCAGUGGAGAUGGAGCAUAGAGCUUUGUGGGCUCUGAAAUUUCUGAAUUUUGAUCCUCAUGAAACCCAGAAUAAACGCAGGAGGCAAAUACUAGAACUUGAAGAGAUGCGGUUGCAUGCCUAUGACUCCUCUAGGAGUUAUAAAGAAAAGGUUAAAUUCUAUCAUGACAGGAAGCUAAUAAAGAGGGUCUUCAAUCCAGGGCACCAGGUGUUAUUGUUUAAUUCAAGACUAAAGCUGUCUCUUGGAAAGUUGAAGUCAAAGUGCUCAAGGCCUUUCAUGGUGAAGAAUGUGCAUCCUCAUGGAGCAAUUGAAUUGGUGGAUCUAGUUGUUGGUGAUCCACAAAGAAGUUGGGUGGUGAACGGUCAAAGACUCAAGCACUACAUGGGAGGAGAAGUGGAACGUCUUUCCACAGUAAUGAAGUUGGUGGAUCCGUGA